AUGGCGGAAUGGGACAAGGAGGAGCAACGACGAAAAGAUCUUUAUGCUGAGCUUCCGGACUCUGAUAUCCGUCUAUUUUCCCUGCAACGAGGCCCUUCAUCAUUUCCACUCUUCCAAUUUUUGCCCGCAGAACUACGAUGCAAAAUAUGGCGAGAGACGUUCGAGCCCGUUAUUCAUGAUAUUGAAUUCUGGCCUCCUUUCUCUUUGACGCCGAUUCCAAUCACACGGCGCAUCAACCGCGAAAGCGACUGGGAGUGCUUCCUCUUCUACUAUGAAGUCCACCAACUAUAUGCGAUACCGGAAUCCUUCAUAUGUAAACUAACGUUCUUCAACAAAGAUCUCGAUACUGUGCGGCUUUGCGGCGAGAUGCUUUACUGGAUGGAGAGAUGGGAGCUUAAGUACUACAGUGCAAGCUCUAUAGUCGUUGAAGAAUGCUUCGCAGUCGCAAAGAAGCUCAUCAUAGUCGUCGAAGAGUUGUUCGAUAGUCGGACGCGGGAUUUCCGCUACCGUCCGCGGGUCCUCGAAGAGUUCAAGAGCAUGGAAGACUUGGUCAUCUUGUGCGCCCCAAUGACGUGCAAAUGCACCUCUACACAUCGAACAUCGGGUACGGCAAUUUACUCGAAUACUUAUAGAAUGGCAGCCUCUUGUCGAGACGAUUUGACUAGGCGAUUCGAGACGCAAGUGAAGAAGGGGGUUCGUAAAAUAAUACCACAGAUCCAUAUCAAACUUCCCUAUCAUCACGAAGGGAAAGCGGAUCGAAUUUUGAAAAGCAUCAAGCAUCUUUUCAAGGAAGGUUGA
Messenger RNA from Mollisia scopiformis, 798 nucleotides. RefSeq lists its product as uncharacterized. The transcript is spliced from 2 exons. Lineage: Eukaryota; Fungi; Ascomycota; Leotiomycetes; Helotiales; Mollisiaceae. The record is from RefSeq and is a predicted model, not a curated record. The coding region runs from base 1 to 798 and encodes 265 amino acids.